This is a messenger RNA of Glarea lozoyensis ATCC 20868, 999 nucleotides long. Its product is annotated as Concanavalin A-like lectins/glucanase. Bases 1 to 999 code for a protein of 332 amino acids. Gene Ontology annotation, biological process: glucan catabolic process. The transcript is spliced from 3 exons. The record is from RefSeq and is a predicted model, not a curated record. Gene Ontology annotation, molecular function: hydrolase activity, hydrolyzing O-glycosyl compounds. Lineage: Eukaryota; Fungi; Ascomycota; Leotiomycetes; Helotiales; Helotiaceae.
AUGGUUUCCUCUUCUAUUUCCUCCUUGCUCCUGACUCUGUCAUUUACCUCGAGCACAUUGGGAUACAAGCUAGUCCACAACUUCGACAGCACAAACUGGUUCCAAUCUUUCGACUGGCACACCGAAAAAGACCCCUCCAACGGCUUCGUCGACUACAUCUCCCUCCCCACCGCGCAAUCCCUCGGCCUCGCCAAAAUCACCAACAACCAAGUUUUCCUCGGCGUCGACAACACCAACGUCAUCCCCCAAGGAUCCCGGGGCCGUAAAGCAAUCUGGCUAACCUCCAAGAUCGAGUUCACUCGCGGCCUGUUAAUCGGUGACUUCGCACACAUCCCCUCUUCAGACUGCGGCAGUUGGCCCGCCUUCUGGACGACCAACAACGGGGAGAGCCGGACCGUCGACGUGCCUGAUCCAGAAAAAGUGUUGUACGGGGAAAUUGAUAUCUUAGAGUACUUCAGCGACGACACGAAUGGAGCGAUGACGUUGCAUACGGAUACGCGCUCGCAUUGUACGUUCGAUCAGAAGAAGGGGCCUUUCCAGACGGGGGAGCGGGCGGAGGAUUUCACGGACUGUACGGUGGGUGCGGGAUGUAGUACGACGGGGCUGGCGGAUAGUGUUGGAACGCCGUUUAAUGCGCAGGGUGGGGGUGUUUAUGCGAUGGAUUGGACGGAGAAGCAUAUUAAUAUCUAUUCGUGGCCGAGGAAUGCUGUGCCGAAGGAUAUUACGGAUGGGCAACCUGAUGUGGCGAAUUGGGGUACUCCAGUUGCGAGUUUUGAUGAGUCGAGAGGGGAUUGUGAUAUGGUUGAAAACUUUGUGGCGCAGACUAUUUACUUUGACACCACAUUCUGUGGAGAUAUGGCUGGGGGACAAGGUUGGACUGACUGGAGUACUUGUGCAGCGACUACGGGGGUAGCGACUUGUGAGGAGUAUGUUAGGAACAAUCCUCGUGCGUUCGCUAAUGCGUAUUGGUUGAUCAAUUCUGUCAAGGUUUAUCAGUGA